AUGUGCUUUUCAGACAUCAUCAAGCUGUUCAAUCCCAAACUGCUCGGCGCCGCUCCCGGCAAGACGGUACACGGCAUGCAGGCUCAUAUCAGCGAAACGGGCUUCAACCUGGCUGUGACUGGACACAACACUUUCAAUCUUCCCGGCCAGACGAGACAUUUGAUCGACACGCUGAGAGGUUAUGAGGGUUUGAACUUCGAGGAGGACUGGAAGCUUUUGACCAUUCUCAUGGGCAUGAAUGACAUCUGCGAUUACUGCAAAGACAAGGCUCUGUUUUCGGUGGAUAACUUCAUUCACUAUAUCACCGUCUCCUUGGAAAUGCUCAUGAAUGAGGUUCCUCGUAUGAUCGUUAAUGUCGUGCAGAUCCUGCCCAUGCACACUCUGAGGGAGGUGCAGAAGCCCACCCCAGGGUGCCUGCUCCAAAGAUCUUUCUGCUCGUGCCUGAUAGAGCCAGAAGCCAGGUCUCCUGAGCUUCAGGAGCUGGUGGAAGUCAAUCGGGAGUUCCAGAAAAGACUGGAGUCGCUGCUGUUUAGUGAUCGUUUCUUCAGGGACGACUUCGCCGUUGUUCUUCAGCCCUUCCUGCAACACGCUGACCCUCCCCGCCUGCCGAACGGGAAGAUCGAUAUGACCUUCUUCACUCACGACUGCUUCCACUUCACCAUAAAGGGGCACGAGGAGCUGGCCAAAGGACUGUGGAACAAUAUGUUUCAGCCUGAGGGAGGAAAGAUGAUUGUGAGCAGCUUCUCUGACCCCAUCAGUCUCAUCUGUCCACCCAUGGAACACCCGUAUAUCUUCACCCGACCGAUUGCAGCCAGGUCAGCUCAGCCCCCGCUGCCGUCUGGCGCUCUGUCACAGGCAGCCGUCCUCCUGCUGCUCCUGCUCCUCGUGGGUUUGGCAUGUCUCGGACUUUUGUAGCUUUCACUCUUCUGGACUGUUUUAUAACUAUGCCACUGCUACACUACUGCAAAGGUGAGACAGCAUCACCUGCCAAGGUGAGUCUGUAAGCCACUGUUUGCAACUUUGCAUGUCUGUGGCCUCAAAUAGCAGCAUGCAGGAAAUCACUGCAGUUUUAAGCCCUGAAAGAUAAUGUGACGGUAAAUCCUGCAACCUAAAUAUUUCAUUUUUAGAGGCAAGUCGGGGACAGAGGUAGUAGUUGGUCAGAAGAUUUCUCUGAUGUUAUUGGGCUGGGAGAUAUGGAGAAAAGCAAACAUCACUGUAUUUUUGACCAAAUACCUCGAACAAUACGUAAGGGUCGAAUGUUGGUGCUUUUACAAAAAUAUUUACACAACAAAACGUCUAAUAAUUAAUUAAUCAUCAGUAAUGAGGAUUUAGUGACUAAGUAGGUAAAGGUGAAUAAUAGAACAUCUAGAGCAGUCUGGUAGGUUCAGAAAAUGAUAUCACUUUACUGUAAAGCAGCCUUUAAAACCAGGAAAAGACAACACUUGCAAUAUUACAAAAUCAAAAAAUCCAAAUCAAAGAAGAUAUCUAGUCAUAUAUAAUGCUGAUAUAUUACCCAGCCCUAAAAUGAAACCAUUGCUGCUUUUAGCAGAAAGUUUUCUUGCUUUAAAAAAUUUGAAUUAGACCUAACUAACUGUGGGUUUGGGGCGAUCUUCCUUGUUUCUCCCAUAUUUGUGAUUAGAACAAUAAACUGUUUGUGUAAUUUUAAAGAAAAGUCUUGCCAAGAGCUCCUUUAACUA
Messenger RNA from Plectropomus leopardus (leopard coralgrouper), 1697 nucleotides. RefSeq names its product phospholipase B1, membrane-associated-like. Gene Ontology annotation, molecular function: retinyl-palmitate esterase activity; A2-type glycerophospholipase activity; phosphatidylcholine lysophospholipase A1 activity. Lineage: Eukaryota; Metazoa; Chordata; Actinopteri; Perciformes; Serranidae. The record is from RefSeq and is a predicted model, not a curated record. Gene Ontology annotation, biological process: phospholipid metabolic process. Gene Ontology annotation, cellular component: brush border membrane.